Molecule: messenger RNA, 492 nt
Organism: Suillus subaureus
Lineage: Eukaryota; Fungi; Basidiomycota; Agaricomycetes; Boletales; Suillaceae
Exons: 4
Coding region: 1-492 (163 amino acids)
Source: RefSeq, a predicted model, not a curated record
AUGGCGCAAUGGGCGAUCCGUAAUGGAGUGCAUCAGCUGGCAGGCCUGCCGUUCAUGGGACCGCGGAAGAAGCAUGGUGAAACAUGCGAAUCUUCUAACGCCUACAUCCCUCUCAGGAGAAAGGCGAUCAUCACGAUACGAACCGAGUUACAAUGGGAUCCGGACGGAACCAGACAAGGCCUAGCCAUUGCCAAAUUUUUGACCCGAGCGAAGAGUGAUGCAUCUGGGGGAUUUAAACUUGGUGACAGCUGGAAACAGCACGUGCCUGAGACUAGGGCAAAGGCGCAAAAUCAACUUAAUCAAGUACCGCAAAUUGCAAAUCAUGAACUGCAUUUAAGUCUAUUUGGGCUAGAAAGCCAAGUAAGGGAUAGCAUGGAUUUGCAAUUCCAGCAGAAUAACUUGAAAGCAGAAGAUGAUACUUACUACGCACAAGAUCAUCCAAAUGUUAAAGCUACCAAAAUUUGGUUAAACGAGGCUAAAUGUGGCGAUUGA